CUCCCCGUAGUUUCCGCUUCCUCCCUUCAGCCAUGGCUUCCUGCACCGGAGAGGCGAGUGGGGUGACCGGCUGUGAACAUUACACCCGGGGCUGCCAGCUGAGGGCUCCUUGUUGUUGCAAGUUUUAUACUUGCCGCCUUUGCCAUGACAACAAAGAGGCGCACAAGAUGGAUCGAUUUAAAGUCACACAGGUUCAAUGCUUGAAUUGCAAACACAUUCAAAAGGCUCAUCAGACUUGCGAACGGUGCAGCACUGUUUUUGGUGAAUAUUACUGUGGUGUGUGCCACUUAUAUGACAAGAACAAGAAGCAGUAUCAUUGUGAUGGAUGUGGUAUAUGCAGGAUUGGUCCAAAAGAAGAUUAUGAACAUUGUGCAAAAUGCAAUUUAUGUUUGCCACUGAGUCUCAAAGGAAAUCACAAGUGUAUAGAAGAUGUAUCCAGACAAGACUGUCCCAUAUGCUUAGAGGAUAUGCACACCUCUCGUGUUUGUACGCGCAUAUUACCUUGUGGACACCUUCUUCACAGCACUUGUUACAAGGCUCUACUAAAAAGAGGGUACAGAUGCCCAUUAUGCAUGCGUUCUGUGCUGGACAUGUCAGAGCACUGGCAGUUACUUGAUGAGGAAGUUGCUCGGACACCAAUGCCUUCAGACUACCAAAAUAUGACUGUAGAGAUUCUUUGCAAUGACUGCAGUUCUAGAUCAACUGUACCAUUUCAUGUUUUGGGAAUGAAGUGUGGGAGCUGCAAUUCGUACAACACCACUCAGGAAGGAAAAACUCAAGCUCAGCCGUGAACCAGACAUCCAGGAAAGCAACUGUGGAACAUAAACGUGUGAUUUAGUUAGUAGCCUUCUGCCCAGUCUCAUAGGAAAAACUUGCAGGAGCAAACGCACUCAGAGUUAACAUGUUCUCUGUUGCAUUACAUAGGACAGUAUGACAAAGCUUUAUUUUUGUGCCUUUCUAAUAAAUAUUUAUUCUGUGACUGUU
This is a messenger RNA of Pelobates fuscus (common spadefoot toad), 984 nucleotides long. RefSeq names its product ring finger and CHY zinc finger domain containing 1 (gene RCHY1). The transcript has 9 exons. The record is from RefSeq and is a predicted model, not a curated record. Bases 33 to 791 code for a protein of 252 amino acids. Gene Ontology annotation, molecular function: zinc ion binding. Lineage: Eukaryota; Metazoa; Chordata; Amphibia; Anura; Pelobatidae.